UAUACUUUGCCUUAGUCGCCGCCUUAAACGCGACUUCAUCUAUCAACAACAUCAACACUUCUGAACACAUCCUUGUUAGAUUAGAUCCGCUCAAAUCUUUCUGCCUCAAAGAUCAGCGGGAACAAGACUAUCGAGAUCGAGAUUAUGGCGCCGGCGAGCAUGGCUUGGACGGUGGCUGCCGCCCUAGGGGUUGUGGAGGCGCUGAAAGAUCAAGGAUUCUGUAGGUGGAACUACACCAUGCGAUCAGUGCUCCACCAUGCCAAGACCAAACUCAGGUCCUUCUCCCAGGCCAGGAAGCUGCCGUCGCCGGCGGUGGUUUCGUCGUCAAGAAAUGCGAAGACAGAGAGGUCAAAGCGGUCGGAGGAGACGAUGAGGAAAGUCAUGGAGCUCAACUGUUGGGGUCCCAAAUUGUGAGAAUUGGGGAUCUACGGGAAUCGUGUUUGUUGAGUCCGUAUCAAAUGCAAGGAGAAUAGAAAUAUAUGAUAGGCAGCUAGCUAUGGCACCGGCGAGUUCAUGAGAGGAAAAAAAUAUGUGGAUUAUGUGGCAGAGUUCUUGCUGUUCCGAGCAGGUGAAGCGACCGAGACAGAAGAGUUACCAUGCAGUGUAUAUUUCUAUUAAGUUAGCUUUCUAUUAAGUAGCUUUUGUUAAGGAAAUGAAGUGCGAAGAUAUGGUUAAAAUGUUUUUUAAAUUAAAA
This is a messenger RNA of Diospyros lotus (date-plum), 694 nucleotides long. RefSeq lists its product as uncharacterized. The transcript has a single exon. NCBI's taxonomy places the organism in Eukaryota, Viridiplantae, Streptophyta, Magnoliopsida, Ericales, Ebenaceae. Bases 145 to 414 code for a protein of 89 amino acids. The record is from RefSeq and is a predicted model, not a curated record.